GCUCCAUUCACAUGCAUGAACAAAGAUCUUUGCAUGAAAGGGGUGAAAUCCCAGAGGGAUUAUAUAGCCACUGAGAUCGAGACACGGCUGUGGGGAGGCGCACUAACUGCGUACUCCCGCCCACUGCGGAAUCAGUCACAAAGUGAAAGCUGCAGCCUCCAUGUCCAUGGCGUCGUUCACAAUCAUGGAUCCGUGUUCAGCACCAACGCCGCUGUGAAGCGGGUCUCCCGCCAUCAGCGCCUCGUCGCCCCGCUGCAGGAUGCGCGCUCCCCGCAAUACCAAAGGAUGUGUGAAAAUCCAAUGAGGAUUGAGAAAUGGAAAGCAUUGCCUGUCAUCCUAAACGUCUCACUGUUCACAGUAUUUCUUAUCAUUGGAUGGAAAUCUAUUGAUCAUCAUCGACAUGUGCUUUUUUGCUCAGCAAAUGACAAGAAUCCCGUGCUGAAUUCUAGGUGGCAUGGAUUGGAAUUCAUCGAAAACUCAAUAAUUCUCAAACAAAGAAAUAGGUAUCAACAGAUGAUCCAAAUUUCAAUUGGAGCUGAAAAACUAAAGACAGCAGCCCCAACUCCAUAUGUCUUGCUUUUGAUCAUCUUGAUUGGUACCUGUACAAUGUGCAAAGCAAGUUGUGAAGACCAGUUCCUAUCAUUUUCAGGUACAGGAGGUGAAGAGUUGAAAAAGAUUUUUUUCGUUCUAUUACUGAUUUGUCAUCUUUCACAAGUAACUGCGUGUGAUCGAGGGGAGUAUGAACAUGGUGGUACUUGCUGCUCAUUGUGCGCCGCGGGGACUGUAGUCGCUCAACACUGCACUAUUCUGUCUGGCACAGUCUGUAAUCCAUGUACAGCUGGAGAAUAUAUUGAACAUCCUAAUGGGCUUGAAAAAUGUUUUAAGUGCAAGACAUGUGAUGGAGAUUUGGGACUUCAAAUUAAGGAAGAAUGUACCUAUAUACGCAAUACGAAAUGUGAGCCCAAAAAAGGAUAUUACUGCAUUGAAAACUGUCAGAUGGCCAAUAAACACACAACAUGCCCACCAGGUCAAGGAGUUAAAGGGAAAGGAACACCGGUAAAAGAUACCGUGUGUGAGGAGUGUCCUGUAGGAACAUUUUCAGGCAGUGAUUCAUCAACUGAAGCGUGCAAGAACUGGACAGUAUGUGAAAAGCUCAAUCUACAACUGGAUGAACGUGGAAGCAGUGAAGCUGAUGUAAAGUGUGCACAAAAUUCCAGAUUAAUGCAUAUACUCAUUUCAGUUGUCGCAAUUGUGGUUAUCGCUUUGAUUGUAAUUGGGGCAAUUUUUUUCUGGAGGCAUCAUAAACACAGACCACGUUUCUCUAAAGGACGAAAGAAUGGGAUUGGCAAGGGUAACAGACCAUCUACAGCUGGUAAUAACAUCAAUGAGCAUCCAUCUGAUCCAACAACAAUACCUCUAGCAAAUAACCAGCAGCCUUAGUAUAAAGAGAUUGAAAUUACCAAGAACACCUGAACAGAUGACCAUUCCAGUCCAGCCCCAAGAAGCUCAAAUGUUCUCAUCCUCUGAACAGUUCAGGCUUCACCUUAUUUACACAUUCCACGCUGUCUUUACGCAAGGCCCUGCUCCUCUGUAUAACAUCUUCAAAUCCUCAGCCGUCAACUGACCAGCAGCUGAAGAAUAAAAGACUUGAAAUGAAAAGAGAAAUUUGAUUUUGAGAGAAAACUUGUCGGCUAUAUCAGUAAGAGUUUCUAUGGAUAUAUGAAAAGUAAAUGGAUGGCUAAGUGUGGAACCUCCAGAGAAUGAGGCUGAUCAAUUAAUAAUGGGGUUAGGGAGCCUACUCCUGUACAUUUUAUGUUCUUAUGCUCGCUGAUAGUGACCGGAAAACCAAUUGGUCGAACUAGUUGACAAAUAAUAGUCUCCCUUUGGUUCCGAUGGGGAGGGGUGAGUGUUGUUCCUGAAAUGUUCACUCUGUUGGAACUCGGCUCCAAGAAGUGUUUAAUGUGAUAACUUUGACUGCUGAUGAAUCAUCACUUUCCAGGAAGGUGAGGAAGUGCUAGUGGCUGAGAUCCACCUGCAAGAGCGAUGGGAGCAACGAGAGUCCAGUAGACCCUCCACUUCAUCACCUCUACUUUACCAUUGGACCAUCUUGCUUUUCGAAGGAUGUAGCCCAUUCAGUACACAAUGAUAUUGUCCAUUCCGAAAAUUAGAUGUAUUAAUCGAUGAUUUCAUGUCUAAAUGUGCUAACUAUAUUGUACAUAUUUCUCUCACUAUUCCAUGAAAUAAAUAUUAACCCAAUGAGGAUAAGUAUCUUGGGAGCCUUAA
Molecule: messenger RNA, 2283 nt
Organism: Leucoraja erinaceus (little skate)
Lineage: Eukaryota; Metazoa; Chordata; Chondrichthyes; Rajiformes; Rajidae
Product: tumor necrosis factor receptor superfamily member 5-like
Exons: 13
Coding region: 16-1440 (474 amino acids)
Biological process (GO): positive regulation of cytokine production involved in immune response; positive regulation of T cell migration; negative regulation of alpha-beta T cell proliferation
Cellular component (GO): external side of plasma membrane
Molecular function (GO): protein binding
Source: RefSeq, a predicted model, not a curated record